AUGAAAUCGAGUGGAACAGUUAACUAUGCGGCAAAAGAAAAGAAAGAGACGUUUGAUAUGUGUUGUGAUGAUGGCUAUGAUGAUAUGAAAGGUCAAGCAUCCGAUACUGAAAAAUUUCAAUAUCUGAGAUGUCUUCAGGAGAGUACCAUUCGUACACUUGAAGAACACCGACGAAUUUAUGAAUUUCAAUCUAAUCAAGCAAUUAAAAUAGAGUUUGAGUGCAAAGAUGUGAAGUCCAGCAUUAAUUUAUUAGAAAACGGAGGAAUUCAUAUAUUUCAACCUAAAAACGAAAUUGAAACAAAGUUUCAGUGCAAUGAUGAGAAGCCCUACGUUAGUUUAUCAGCACCUGAUGAAGUCAACAAAGAAAUUCAUACAUUUCAACAUAACCAAGAAAUUAAAGUAGAGUUUGAGUGCAAAGAUGUGAAAUCCAAUGUGAAUUUAUCAGUACCCGAUGAAGUGAAAGACUGGUCUUAUCGGUCUCAUCAAUCUUCAAUUCAAAUAGGAACUGAAAGCAUAAUGAAAAAAAAGUUUCUGAGCGAUUCUAUAACCACUUUUGAUACAAAUACUGGCUGCGAAUUCAACGGACAGAGUAUGAUCAUUUAUUCUCCAAUAAAUAAAAGUACACAAUCUGCUGAAUGUGAUACACAUUUGAAGGGAUUAUUUCCUAAAAGGUCUCAGCAAACCCAUAUUGGCUUGACGCAGAAUCGCAUCAAUCACCCAUGUCAAACGUGUGGAAAGACAUUUACAUAUAAGUCUGCUCUGAAGAUCCAUAUUGAGUUUGAGUUUGACAAGGUUUAUUCAAGUUCAUCUCAUAGAGAUAGUGAACUAAUACCAACUAAAUUACAUACAAUUUUACAUAGUGUUGCGUUGCAUAAAAGAUAA
Messenger RNA from Trichogramma pretiosum, 882 nucleotides. RefSeq lists its product as uncharacterized. The transcript is spliced from 3 exons. The record is from RefSeq and is a predicted model, not a curated record. Bases 1 to 882 code for a protein of 293 amino acids. Lineage: Eukaryota; Metazoa; Arthropoda; Insecta; Hymenoptera; Trichogrammatidae.